ACCAUAGAGGAUAUGGAUUAUGGGCUCGCCUUCCUCAAAGGAGAGGCCAGAAUUUAACUGACCAGAUGAACAGAGUACCAGUGCCUCUCGGCUCUUGCAGCCAUGGUCGUUGUGACAGUUAGUCCUUCUUCUUCCUCUCUCCAUAUUAACCUGCGACACCUAUCAAGCAUCGCUUCCAACUCCUCAGUAGUCCCUUUGCUACAUCUCCACCAUAUCUCUAGAAGCUCUUCCAGGUCCAGGAGAUCAGCAAGUGGUAAUGGGGUCUUGGUUGUUAAGGCUUAUAUGGAGGAUUCGAACUCAAUGGCGAGCUUCGCUGGGAAAGUCAUCGGUUCUCUCCCUCUGAUUGGCCUCGUUGCCAGGAUUUUUAACGACGAAGGAGGGCUCGGAGGCGACAUUAUCGAUUUUGCGGAGUUCCGGAGGAGGGUCGGGAAGAAGUGUUCUGUAAUGGAUUCCAGAGCUUUUUACGAGUUCCAAGAUCGGCGAGGCCGGGCUGGGGAUACUUUGUAUGUUCUGCUCUGCUGUUGGUUGGCUGCAGUUGGUGCUGGUCUACUAAAGUCAGAGGAAAUUCUGGAGGGUGUUGCAAGGCUUCGCAUUUCUAAUGAUAUUGAAUUUGAAGAGGAGAACUUCAUUUCCAUCAUGAAUGCAGCAAGAGAGAGGCGAGCGAAGCUGAAGGUUGCUACUCCAUCAAUUCCGAUGGAUAUUCGAGCUGAGAAAGCCCUUGAUGCCAUCUACGUUUGUUGUUUUGGAAAGGACCCAAUAGAAGAAGAAGAUGAGAGAUUGCUCUCUAUCAUGCUUAACGCAGUUUUUCCCUCAGUCGGGCAAUCUGAUAUAGAUAGGAUUGUUCAAGCCAAGACAAAGAAGAUUGCUGAAGGUGGUGAAGAUGAAAGUUUCCCUGAGCCCAAGUCUUUAUCAGAAGAAGCAGUUAGAUUACAGAUGAAGGAUCUCGAGUUCCUAAAACAGAACAGUGAAACCUAAGAGGCAAAUUUUGCUUCCUUGUUGUCGUAACACUUCUGAUUAUGAAGCUUGGGAAAUCUAUGGAUCUUGUUCCUUUUUUCC
Macadamia integrifolia is the source of this 1056-nucleotide messenger RNA. Its product is annotated as photosystem I assembly factor PSA3, chloroplastic. The coding region runs from base 103 to 975 and encodes 290 amino acids. Gene Ontology annotation, biological process: photosystem I assembly. Lineage: Eukaryota; Viridiplantae; Streptophyta; Magnoliopsida; Proteales; Proteaceae. The transcript is spliced from 3 exons. The record is from RefSeq and is a predicted model, not a curated record.